This is a messenger RNA of Anoplopoma fimbria (sablefish), 1186 nucleotides long. Its product is annotated as erythroblast NAD(P)(+)--arginine ADP-ribosyltransferase-like. Bases 112 to 1014 code for a protein of 300 amino acids. Lineage: Eukaryota; Metazoa; Chordata; Actinopteri; Perciformes; Anoplopomatidae. Gene Ontology annotation, molecular function: NAD+-protein-arginine ADP-ribosyltransferase activity; NAD+ poly-ADP-ribosyltransferase activity. The transcript has 3 exons. The record is from RefSeq and is a predicted model, not a curated record.
ACCAAACAGGCUUUAUAUACAAUUCUUCACACACAACUCCAAACCUUUUAUCUGAAAGGUGCUGAACUUAUUCUUCUCUGAAAGACCGAGACCGCUUGCCUACCUGCAGUGAUGAAAGGUAACAUGCUGACUUUUGCUCAGUUGUGUUUGCUCCUUUGCUGGAUGCUGCCUGUAUGCUCCAAGAAGAUCCAUUUGAACCUCACACCACGAGGUAACAAUGAAGGCAUCCCAUUGAGCAUGGUUGAAGAUUCGGUUGAUGACAUGUAUUUCGGCUGCAAUGAAGCAAUGAUGAAAGAAGUCAAGUACAAAUACUUAGAGAACGAAAAGAGAAUGUAUGCUUGGGAUAAUGCAAAAGAUUGUACUGAAAAAAAAUUCAAAGAGAGAUAUGAUAAAGCUCUAACCAAGGAUCACAUACAAGCAAUCUGUGUUUAUACCUCUAACAAUUUGUACGAGAAUUUCAAUAAGGCAGUCCGGACAGAAAGGAGCAUCUAUCGCUCCUCAUUUCCAUACCAUUCUUUGCAUUACCUGCUGACAUCUGCCAUACAGAUCUUGAAUAACAAGAACUCCUGUCACAUUACCUACAGACGAUCCAGGAAUAAGUUUACUGGCAGAGUCAACCAAAUAAUUCGGUUUGGCACCUUUGCCUCCAGCUCUUUCAGAACAGACUUGACAGGCUUCGGUCAAGAGACCUGCUUUAAAAUAAAGACCUGUUCUGGUGCUUUCUUGAAAGAUUAUUCAUUUUAUGAUCAAGAGGCAGAGGUGCUCAUCCCCCCCUACGAGAUGUUCAAGAUAACAAAGGAAAUUCAUUUACCGGUUAAAAUCAAAGGUCUGGGAGAUUGUAAAGUUGUCUUUGUCUUGAAGAGUGCAGGAGGAAGGAGCAAUCUGAACUGCAAAGCUGUGCAUCAAGUCCAGAAGUUCUUCUCCAACAAGUUGGAAAAAAACAAUCUUCCAUUUUUAAACUUUCUAACUCGCUUGUCACAGCUCAAUCAAUUAGAUGAGCAACAGCAUAGCUAAACAUUAUUCAUCCUUAAGUUCCUGCUUACUGUAUGUUUGAUUAUCGUGGGCUUGUGUUUUGUUCUCCAGCAACAUAUGGUUGUUGGAAAUAUUUUAUAAGAAAAUGCACCAAUCCCUCUAUAUACAUUAAUGCAGUGUAUAUGCUCUCAUUUCCCUCUGUAAUGUUUUAUUA